This is a messenger RNA of Mercurialis annua (annual mercury), 1034 nucleotides long. RefSeq lists its product as uncharacterized. The record is from RefSeq and is a predicted model, not a curated record. The transcript has 5 exons. Lineage: Eukaryota; Viridiplantae; Streptophyta; Magnoliopsida; Malpighiales; Euphorbiaceae. The coding region runs from base 204 to 794 and encodes 196 amino acids.
AUACAUAAUAAGAUCAACAGCCAACCAGACUCUCCACUGAUUGCCUAGUUGUCUCCCUACUUUCAUUAGAUUCUCUCCCAGUUUUCUUUGUCUUCUUCUCUCCAAAACCCCUUAUUGUGCAGACAAGAAUCUUUUCAGCCUUCAGACAGCACACUUAGAUCACUGAUCUGUCAUUUGACCAACUAUUAUAUAUAAAUCAUAACAUGCAGAUAAUUCAUUGCCUCUUUAAGGCAGCGCAACAGAAAGAAAGAGACUAUAAUGGGGAUAGGCAAUUGAAAAGAAAAAGGAAGCAAAUCCAGUGGAUGUUCUCUAAGAAGAUGAAGAAAGAAGAAGUGAUAAGUAACAAAGUGGAAACUACUACUCAUGCAAGCAAUAAAGUUCUACCAAUAACAGACACUGCAUUAUCUUCUUCAGCUACCACAAAUAAUCAAUGUACUGCAUUGGAUAAAGUUGAUCAGAAGCUUAUUAAAACUAAUAAAGCCAUUUCUAGAAUGAAAGACCUAAUUAAAUGGGCUGCUACUGCCAAAUCUGAAAAGAAAGCAAAAUUCUUGGCAAGAAAGGUUCUACAUUUCAGAAAUAAAGGAGUUAUGAAAACAGUAGCAGAUGAUGAUGAGCUGAGCAAUGAAUCUCCAAAGAUAAGUUUCAGAUGGGAUGUUGAAAGCUGUUCAACUAUUACCUCUUCUUGUUCAGCAAUUUCCUCCAUCACUGACUUGACACUGAACAAUUUUCAACCUAAUGAUAGGAAGGCAAAUUGGAUUACUACUGAUUCUGAAUAUGUGGUACUAGAGCUAUGAAGGAAUGAAGACUAGCUAGAUGUUUUUCAUGGCUAACUUAAUUGUUGUAUCAUGACAUGAGCUAAGGAUUUGCUUUUUUUUUUCUUUGAGAUUUUAGAUGUUUUCAGUUUAACAUCAAUUGUAUUUAAGGAUCUGAAAAUGUAAUUAAGCAUAUUAAAAUGAAAUUUGGAGUUAAAGUUUUGGUGUUCCCUUUGAAACUAUGAAUAAUGAUAAGGCCAAACUCAUUUUGAAGCUUCUGUA